Messenger RNA from Penicillium argentinense, 4290 nucleotides. RefSeq names its product putative ABC multidrug transporter. Gene Ontology annotation, molecular function: ATP binding; ATP hydrolysis activity; ABC-type transporter activity. Gene Ontology annotation, biological process: transmembrane transport. Bases 1 to 4290 code for a protein of 1429 amino acids. The record is from RefSeq and is a predicted model, not a curated record. The transcript is spliced from 2 exons. Gene Ontology annotation, cellular component: membrane. Lineage: Eukaryota; Fungi; Ascomycota; Eurotiomycetes; Eurotiales; Aspergillaceae.
AUGGGGGACCCUAUCCAGCCCUCCUUCUCUUUCAAGAGAACCUCAAUGGAUAUCCAAGGUGAGACCACCAGCGCGGCCGCCACCGUUUACGGCGAGGACACCCACUCGAAAAGUACCAGCGAGGCCAGCAGCAUGAAAGGUCAAACGAAAAACACUGGCAAUGACUGGAGCCUGCUCUCCCGCGUGCAAGAGCAGCACCAACGCGAUUUGGCGUCGGGCUUCAAACGACAGGAACUAGGUGUUACCUGGCAGAACCUAAAUGUGGACGUCAUCUCUGCUGAAGCCGCCGUCAACGAGAACGUUCUCUCGCAGUUCAACAUCCCAAAGCACAUCAAAGAAUCCCGCAACAAAGCGCCCCUCCGUACGAUCCUGCGCAACAGUCAUGGCUGCGUUAAGCCCGGUGAGAUGCUCCUCGUCCUGGGCCGCCCCGGCUCCGGCUGCACGACCCUCCUCAAGAUGCUGUCCAAUCGAACGGGCGGAUACAAGUCCGUGGAAGGUGACAUCCGUUUUGGUUCCAUGACCUCGGCUGAGGCACGCAAUUAUCGUGGCCAGAUUGUCAUGAACACCGAGGAGGAACUGUUCUUCCCUGCCCUUACCGUCGGCGAGACGAUGGACUUUGCGACUCGCCUCAAGGUCCCCUUCAAGCUGCCCGACGGUGUCGAUUCCGCCGAAGACUACGCUGAGGAGUCCAAGAAGUUCCUCAUGGAGGCGAUGGGUAUUUCGCACACGGGGGACACAAAAGUAGGCAACGAGUACGUCCGUGGUGUCUCGGGUGGUGAACGCAAGCGUGUGUCCAUCAUCGAGUGCCUUGCCACUCGUGGUUCCGUCUUCUGCUGGGACAACAGUACUCGUGGCCUGGAUGCUAGUACCGCUUUGGAGUGGACCAAGGCCAUCCGUGCGAUGACCGACACCAUGGGUCUCUCCACCAUCGUCACCCUCUACCAGGCCGGUAAUGGAAUUUACGAUCUCUUCGACAAGGUCCUGGUUCUCGACGAAGGAGAACAAGUCUACUACGGAUCUCGCGAGGAGGCUCGUCCUUUCAUGGAGAAGGCUGGUUUCAUUUGUCGGGAGGGAUCCAACGUCGCCGAUUUCCUGACUGGUGUGACUGUCCCGACUGAGCGCCGCAUUCGUGAUGGAUAUGAAAACCGCUUCCCUCGAAACAAGGAGGCCCUUCGCGAGGAAUAUGAAAAGUCCCCGGUUUACACCAAGAUGAUUUCCGAGUACGAUUAUCCGACUUCUGACCUCGCCAUUCAACGCACUCAGGAGUUUAAAGAGGGUGUCGCCUUGGAGACUUCCAACCAGCUUCCCAAGAAAAGCCCUCUGACUGUCAGCUUCACUGAGCAAGUCAAGGCCUGUGUCGCCCGUCAGUACCAAAUUAUUUGGGGUGACAAAGCGUCCUUUAUCAUCAAGCAAGUCGCGACCUUGAUGCAGGCUCUGAUUGCCGGUUCUCUGUUCUACAAUGCCCCUAACAACUCGGGUGGACUUUUCGUCAAGUCCGGUGCUCUUUUCUUCUCUCUCCUGUACAACAGUCUGCUGGCCAUGUCCGAAGUGACCGACUCAUUCCACGGCCGCCCUGUCUUGAUCAAGCACAAAGGCUUCGCUAUGUUCCACCCUGCCGCUUUCUGCAUUGCUCAAAUCACUGCCGAUAUUCCCGUUCUGCUGUUCCAGAUCAGCAUGUUCUCGCUUGUGGUGUACUUCAUGGUGGGCUUGACCAUGUCUGCUGGAGCGUUCUUCACCUACUGGGUGAUGGUUUUCGCUACCACAAUGUGCAUGACUGCUUUGUUCCGUGCAAUCGGUGCCCUCUUCAGCACCUUCGAUGGUGCCUCGAAAGUCUCCGGAUUCCUGAUUUCUGCCCUCAUCAUGUACACCGGUUAUAUGAUUCAAAAGCCGCAGAUGCACCCCUGGCUCGGCUGGAUUUUCUGGAUCGACCCGCUCGCCUACGGCUUCGAAGCUCUGCUCUCCAACGAAUUCUUCCAGAAGACGAUCCCUUGCGUCGGCACCAACUUGAUCCCCAUGGGGCCCGGUUAUGAGGACACCGUGCAUGCCGCCUGCGCUGGUGUCGGUGGAGCCCAGCGAGGAGCUACAUUCGUGACCGGCGAUCAGUACCUUAGCUCCCUUUCUUACAGCCACUCCCACCUCUGGCGAAACUUUGGUAUUAACUGGGCCUGGUGGGCUCUGUUUGUUGCUGUCACCAUCAUAGCUACUUCUCGCUGGCAGUCUCCCUCUGAGUCUGGAAGCUGCCUUGUCAUUCCCCGCGAGCGACUUGAUCGACACCGCCAGAAUGCCGGCCACGACGAAGAGUCUCAGGUCCAGGAGAAGACCAAGACUCCUGUUGAGUGCGGCGCCCAGACUGAGGAGGAAAUUGACAAGCAGCUUGUUCGCAAUACCUCCAUCUUCACCUGGAAGGACCUGACCUACACCGUCAAGACCCCAUCCGGUGACCGUGUCCUUCUCGACAAUGUCUACGGUUGGGUCAAGCCCGGUAUGCUGGGAGCCCUGAUGGGUUCUUCUGGUGCUGGAAAGACCACUCUCCUCGAUGUCCUAGCUCAACGCAAGACCGAGGGUACCAUCCGUGGCUCGAUCCUCGUUGAUGGUCGCGAGCUUCCUGUUUCUUUCCAGCGCUCGGCCGGAUACUGUGAGCAGCUUGAUGUUCUUGAGCCUCAGGCGACCGUUCGUGAGUCCCUGGAGUUCUCUGCUCUGAUGCGCCAGUCUCGGGAGACCCCACGGGAGGAGAAGCUGCAAUAUGUCAACACUAUCAUCGAUCUUCUUGAGCUCCACGACAUCGCCGAUACCAUGAUUGGCCAAGUCGGUGCUGGCCUCAGCGUUGAGCAGCGCAAGCGUGUCACCAUCGGUGUCGAGCUGGUCUCCAAGCCUAGCAUUCUGAUCUUCCUGGACGAGCCGACAUCUGGUCUUGACGGACAAUCCGCCUACAAUACCGUUCGCUUCCUGCGCAAGCUAGCCGACGUCGGCCAAGCUGUUCUUGUUACCAUCCACCAGCCUUCUGCACAGCUGUUCGCCGAGUUCGAUACCUUACUUUUGCUCGCUAAGGGCGGCAAGACUGUGUACUUCGGAGAGAUCGGCGAUAAUGGAAACACGGUCAAGAAUUACUUCUCUCGCUACGAUGCUCCAUGCCCUCCCAACACCAACCCUGCAGAGCACAUGAUCGAUGUCGUUUCUGGACACCUCAGCCAGGGUCGGGAUUGGAACGAUGUCUGGCUCAAGUCCCCGGAACAUGAGAGGGCUUCCAAGGAGCUGGACGACAUCAUCACUACUGCUGCCGCAAACCCUCCCGGUACAUUUGAUGAUGGUCGCGAGUUUGCUACAUCGCUCUGGGAACAGAUCAAGUUGGUGACUCUCCGCAUGAGCCUUGCCCUCUACCGCAACACGGAUUAUGUCAACAAUAAGUUCGCUCUCCACAUUGGCUCUGCUCUUUUCAACGGUUUCUCUUUCUGGAUGAUCGGCGACAGUGUGGGCAGCAUGCAGCUUCGCCUCUUCACAAUCUUCAACUUCAUCUUCGUCGCCCCCGGUGUGAUCAACCAGCUGCAGCCCCUGUUCCUGGAGCGCCGUGCCAUCUACGAGCAGCGCGAGAAGAAGUCCAAGAUGUACUCUUGGGUUGCCUUUGUGACCGCUCUGGUUGUCUCCGAAAUCCCUUACCUCUGCAUCUGCGCUGUGUUGUAUUAUGUCUGCUGGUAUUACACCGUCGGCUUCCCCAAUGUCUCCGAAAAGGCCGGCCCAACCUUCCUGAUCAUGCUUCUGUACGAGUUCGUCUACACCGGUAUCGGUCAGUUCGUCGCCGCUUACGCCCCCAACGCCACCUUCGCUGCCCUAAUCAACCCCCUCAUCAUCGGUACCCUCGUCUCCUUCUGCGGUGUUCUCGUGCCUUACUCGCAGAUCCAGGCCUUCUGGCGCUACUGGAUCUACUGGCUGAACCCCUUCAACUACCUGAUGGGCGGCAUGCUUGUCUUCCCAGUAUGGGACACCGAGGUGAACUGCAAGGAAAGCGAGUUCGCCAUCUUCGACCCACCCAACGGAAGUACCUGCGGCGCAUACCUGAAGACCUACAUGAGCACCAUCGGCGCCCACAUGAACCUGGUCAACCCGGAGGCUACGGAGAGCUGCCGUGUCUGCGAGUACCGCACCGGCGCCGACUAUCUCAAGACCAUCAACCUGAAGGAGUAUUACUACGGUUGGAGAGAUAUCGGUAUUGUGGCUAUCUUCGCCAUCAGCUCGUAUGCUUUGGUUUUCCUGCUCAUGAAGCUUCGGACGAAGGCUUCAAAGAAGGCUGAGUAG